Salvelinus fontinalis (brook trout) is the source of this 732-nucleotide messenger RNA. Its product is annotated as transmembrane protein 233-like. The record is from RefSeq and is a predicted model, not a curated record. NCBI's taxonomy places the organism in Eukaryota, Metazoa, Chordata, Actinopteri, Salmoniformes, Salmonidae. Gene Ontology annotation, cellular component: membrane. The transcript has 3 exons. Bases 306 to 659 code for a protein of 117 amino acids.
GUUCCGGGAAGCUUGCUCAACUCUACUCCUUCACUGGCUAUUCCAUCCUUCCUUUUUCCCAAGUCAGGUUUUCGACCCUUUUUUCCCCUCUUCUGAGUGGGGUUGUUCCUGUGCUGUGUACCAUUCCUACAAUUGGCUGAAUUUCUGUCAUUUGGCCAUUAUUUUUCCUUCUGUUUUCUUUUGGCCUGAGAUUUCUUCAUCUGCAUCUGUUUUAACUUUCCCUUUUUCUCCAUUGGUUGUUUUGUGGCUUGUCUCUUUUCUUCUCGUUGGCUGUGUUUUCUCUCUUGUCGUCUGUUACCCACACCAUGGCUCAUCCUCUGGCUCUGGAGCCGAUAAGAGGGCAUUUGGGUGUUAAGAGUUCCCUAAAUGGGAGUGCAGACUUUGACAGACUUAGUUUUAUGGGGGAACAGCAUCCUCCACCUCCCCUCCACAGUUACCUGUGGCUAACAAUCCUCACCUGCUUCUGCCCCGCGUACCCAGUCAACAUUGUAGCUCUGGUCUUUUCAGUACUGUCCAGGAAAAGUUAUGAGUUGCAAGACUAUGACGGCUCGCGACGACUCGGUCAGAAAGCUCUCCAAGUGGCCAUCGCCUCCAUCAUCAUCGGCCUCCUCAUCAUCGCCAUAUUUAUCAUCGUUCACUUCACCACGUAUAAAUUUUAGAAGAGUUGCACAGUAUGCCUGGAAAAAGCUAAACAAAGUAAAUGUCGCUCUCAAAGACAUGGACUAUGGACAC